Messenger RNA from Ostertagia ostertagi, 477 nucleotides. NCBI's taxonomy places the organism in Eukaryota, Metazoa, Nematoda, Chromadorea, Rhabditida, Trichostrongylidae. The record is from the annotation of a GenBank genome assembly.
AUGCCACGUCUGAUGAGUUACGUAAUCGGCCCUAUGCGAUCGAUGGCUAUGGACGAUGUCGAGUUCGUGUUACUGAAAGCGAUUGUGUUUUUCGGUGAAGAUUUUGGACUGAGCUCCGAAGGAAAAGCAGUGGUGGCAAAAGGAAAAGAGCGUUUUCUCAACGCCUUGUACGCAUACGUGAGGAAUCAAAAAGUGGACAACGCUCCGCACGCAACUUGUCGUGUUGCCAAGUACAUGCUUAUGCUUUCCGCACUUACGGCGCUUUGCCAUCUGCUGAACGAGGAAGUUCAGAUGACAAGUUUGUUUAACAUAAUCGAAUUCGACGAAUUGAUUCAAGCCUGCCACAAGACGAGUCCACCACGAUCACCGAUAGACCACACCUUUCUUGACGUUGUGCACCUCGCGAACGGUCGCGAGCCUCUCACUCGUGACCUAGUACAAAGUAUGCGUAUUGAUUGUAGACCUCGCGCUUGCUAG